GGACCCAUUACCAUACCAAUAGUGUUCUACGGCAAGGCUGGUUGCUGGUUGUUGGUUGCUGGUUGCUGGCUUCAUUUUUAAAACCUUAAUGGAGUUCGCGCAGCUUGCAAUUCUCUUGUUCCUCUUUUUUGCAAUUAAAAAUUGUGUGAAUCGUAAGAGGUGCACGAUAAAGCUGACCAUCAUAGACCAGCGGCGGCCAGCAGCGACCAGCAGCGACCAGCAGCACCUAUUUAUGUCUUAUCGUCGGUGGAAAUGCUUGACAAUAAAUUAGAAUUUGUGCAAAUUGUCCCAGCCCAGCCGAUCGAUCCACUCCACUCGAUGGUCCCGCCAUGAUCGUGCAAAUAAUAGAGUCAAAACUGAAGAAGCAAAAGCCCUCAGGCAAAUCGCAGAUCUCUGUGAUUUAUACCAUAACAAAAUAAAACCUAAAAAAAUCAAACAAUAACCACAGAGUCGAACUCUGGGUACUCUACCCGUAUGUCCUUUUUGAGGAAUCAAGUAGUGGCAUCACCAUGGAGAAGCCCCUUUUUGGGGUGUAGAAUCUAGAUGAAUUAUGUCCAUACAGCAGGGUAUCUCCCAGUCGAGCCACGUCAUUAAAUACUCGAAUGGGCUGCCUGCUUGGGCUUGGUGCCUUCGAUUGUGGCUAUCCAUAAGCAAAAUACGGACAAUGCGGCGUUUGCUGAGGUCAACGAUUUCUGUUACGUUGUCUUUCACGCUUUUGACGCUUUUUUUGUGACUUGGUCUAAGAGUGUGUGCGUGAAUAUGAAUUUAUAAGUUUUGCGGCUUAUGUAAACCAUUCAGCAAAAUGAGUGGAAGUGCCACCAUCGAAAUAUGUAAUGGGCAAGAGAGUGUGGCCUGGCCUGGUCUGGCCUGGUCUGGUCUGCACGCCAGUGAUGACAUAAUGGAAAACAGUUGCGAAUCAAUACGAAGAAGCUGUAAGGUGAUUCAUGGAGAAUUCAUCGUAGAAUAUUUUGUAAUACAAUGAACCUCAGUGGCAGGCGUCUAAAGAUACACAUCUUGAAGGUCUUCUGAUAAAACGCUAUUCAAUUAGACUAAAAUGAAAUGCAUGUCUGCAGCGAUACUCCUAUUUUCGGCAACUGUGUCGAAAAUAUCCGCAUAAAUAUAAUGGAGAGGCUGCUGGGUUCCCUCAGUUACCUGAAGAACUUACCCGAAGAACUUACCAAAAAAUGUCCAAAUAUCUAUCGUACCUCUGGCUGGUUCUGCUGUGGAGCGGCAUGUCACAUGGAGAUCACUUUGAUGAGUGUGACGGAAUGGCCGACGAGUCGUUUGUCCAAAGCUUAGACAGCUGUCAGUCCUAUGUGUACUGCAUGGGCGAGGACUCGCUGAAGGGCGACUGCGAUGAUGGUGAAUACUUCGAUGCCGAGUCGGGGGGCUGUGAUGAUGCUGCCAAUGUGCAGUGCUUUCUAGACGAGGUCGACGAGCCGGAGCUGGAGCCGGAGCCGGAGCCAGAGCCGGAAGAGGCAGAAGAGGAGGAGCUCACACCAGCCACGGCACCUCCAACGGAUCCAGCACCACCGGUGGACCAGUCCACCGAAGUGGAUAUCCUCAACAUUGCGCCGGUGGUGAAGCCCAAUUGUCCGAUCAGCGACGACCCCAGCCAGGUCAUACUCAUGGCCAGCAACGAAUCAUGCACAAAUUAUUAUCUGUGCUAUCACGGACAUGCCAUGGAAAUGCACUGCACCAACCAGUUGUACUUCAAUGCCCUCACCGGGCAAUGCGACCACGCGGAGAACGUUCAGUGUGCGCUGGAAGAUCCGCGCGCCCACAAAUGCCUGCCCCAUAUGACAGAGUUCUUUCCGCACCCGGACAAAUGCAAUUACUUCUAUUACUGCAUCAAGGGCUUCCUGACAAUACAGCAGUGCCCCUUUUACUAUGGCUGGGACAUCGAGCGAAGGAGUUGUGUGCAGAUAAAUGUGGCGAAAUGCUAUGGAAACUCCCGGCGAACAUCCUCGCCGCUGGAUGUGCGAGAGCAGUGUCAUCAGGGGGUAACCAAAAGGUUCAGCUAUCCCCAGAAUUGUAACUACUUUUACUACUGCGUGGACGGCUUUCUGCUUGUCGAGCAGUGUCCCAUUGGAUAUGCAUUCAAUGCUACGACUGGAGCUUGUGGCGGACGUACACGGAGCUCCAUGGACUGUACUUUGACUUUUUGGAACGAUACAGAGAAGAUGUCGAAGCUUUGUGUUUUCUUGUUUCUAAUGGGCUUCCUUCUUGGCAGAUGCCAGGCGGACGAAUUUGCCGAGUGCAUUGGCAAUGAUGGGGGCUUUGUUUCCUCUCAAAAGAGCUGCGCACACUACAUUUUCUGUAACGGAAAUGAUUCAUAUGACGGUGAAUGCCCUGACGGCGAAUACUUCAGCUCCGAUACGGAAAUGUGCGAGCCAAUGGGCGAUAUUGAUUGUCGCUCAGGACAGGCUAUGGAGACGGAUAAUACACCAGAAUUAGAUUCUAGUACAGAUAGCUCAACAGUUGUCCAUACUGAAUCGCCUUCUAAUAGUACUCUAGCAGCCGAAUCACUGAACGCCACAUCAACUCCAACGUCCAUCGAUGGCCCAGGGAGCAACACGACAGUAUUUGCCCCGAGUGUGGAGAUAAUUGUGACCAGUAUUUGCCCACGAGAGGAUAACAAGAGCCGCAUCAUAUUAAUGGCAAAUCAAAAUUCCUGCACGGACUACUAUGUUUGCUAUCAGGGUGAACCGUAUCCCAUGAACUGUGCGGCCACCUUGCACUUCAAUCCCCGCACUGGCAAAUGCGAUCAUCCCGAGAAUGUGCGAUGUAUGGCAACCACAAACAAUCCCCGGGAGCAGUGCAAACGACAUACGAUGGAUAUUUACCCGCACCCAGAUAAUUGCAAUUAUUUCUACCAAUGUCGCCUGGGCUACUUAAUUGUACAGCAGUGUCCUUUCUUUUAUGGCUGGGACCACGAGAAACGAUCCUGUGUAGUUCUCAGCCAGGCCAAGUGCUAUAACCAAAGGAAAUUUCAAUGAAAUGAUAAUAAAACUUUAGUAUGUACUCUAA
Drosophila pseudoobscura is the source of this 3030-nucleotide messenger RNA. RefSeq lists its product as uncharacterized. The record is from RefSeq and is a predicted model, not a curated record. Gene Ontology annotation, molecular function: chitin binding. Gene Ontology annotation, cellular component: extracellular region. Bases 1185 to 2999 code for a protein of 604 amino acids. The transcript has 6 exons. Lineage: Eukaryota; Metazoa; Arthropoda; Insecta; Diptera; Drosophilidae.